GAUCUGUGGAAAAAUGUGAUUCAGGAGCGGUGGCGUGUCAUUCAACAGAGUCACCGAUAUGAAAAAGACGAGGGAGAGGCAAACCCCAAUUAUUUCCUCCCUUCUAUACGCCGACUCCACCGAUUUCCUUCCAAUUUGCUUCUAUUAACAUGUCCAAUCUCUCUUACUAACUCUCUCCAAUCCACAAUUUCAAUUCCUCUCUCUGCGAAUUCGCCUAUUUUGCAUUUCAGUUUCGGAAAAAUCCAUUUUCACCUCACUUAACAUGCGAGGCCAGGAUUGGAUUAACAAUUGUCUCCCUGACGGGCUCAUCUUUGAGAUCUUCAGGCACCUCGACUCCAAAUCCACCCGCGAUGCUUGUUCUCUCGUCUGCCGCCGCUGGCUGGAACUCGAGCGCCUUAGCCGCACCACUCUCCGUAUCGGCGCUACUGGCAAUCCUGACCUCUCUGUCAAGCUCCUUGCCCGCCGUUUUCACAAUGUCAAAACCAUUCACAUUGAUGAGAGACUCUCUAUUCCAGUUCCGAUUCAAUUUGGAAGAAGAAGGGGUGGUGAUCAUUCUGCACCAACUCUUAAGCUACACUCUGAGAAAGGUUUAUCAGAAGAUUUGCAGCUUGGAUCAAACGUUUUGUCUGAUGCUGGUCUAAGUGCUCUUGGCGAUUGCUUUCCAAGGCUGGAAAAGUUGAGCUUGAUCUGGUGCUCCACUGUUUCAAGUUUGGGUUUAGUGUCUCUUGCUUACAAAUGCAGUUUCUUAAUCUCUCUGGAUUUACAGGGUUGCUAUGUUGGGGAUCAGGGUUUGGCUGCUGUUGGGAAGUGUUGUAAGCGGCUUGAAGAGUUGAACUUGCGUUUUUGUGAAGGUUUGACUGACACGGGCUUGGUUGAAUUAGCUCAGGGCUGUGGGAAAUCACUAAAGUCUCUAGGUGUUGCUGCUUGUGCAAAAAUAACGGACUUAUCAUUGGAAGCAGUGAGCUCUUAUUGCAAAUCACUUGAAAAUCUGUCUUUGGAUUCAGAAUCCAUCCAUAAUGGUGGUGUUCUUUCUGUGGCCCAAGGAUGCCCUUCUUUGAAAGUCUUGAGACUACAAUGUAUUAAUGUUACAGAUGAGGCUUUGAUAGCUGUGGGAACCCAUUGUUUGUCAUUGGAGUUAUUGGCUUUAAACAGUUUCCAGCGAUUUACUGACAAAGGCUUGCGUGCCAUUGGUGAUGGGUGUAAGAGAUUGAAAAAUCUUACUCUAAGUGAUUGCUAUUUCCUGAGCGACAAGGGUUUAGAAGCAAUUGCCACUGGUUGUAGGGAACUGUCACAUCUUGACGUCAAUGGUUGCCACAAUAUUGGAACGAUUGGACUGGAAGCCAUUGGAAGAUCUUGCCCACACCUCACUGAGUUGGCUCUGCAAUACUGCCAAAGGAUCGGUAAUCAUGCUCUUCUUGAAAUUGGAAAGGGCUGCAAGUUUUUGCAGGCUCUUCAUCUUGUAGACUGCUCUAGUAUUGGUGAUGAUGCCAUUUGCAGUAUAGCUAGAGGCUGUAGGAAUUUGAAGAAACUUCAUAUUCGCCGAUGUUAUGAGAUCGGAAACAAGGGAAUCAUGGCCAUUGGUGAGAAUUGCAAGUCUCUUGUUGAUCUUAGCCUUCGGUUUUGCGAUAGGGUGGGGGAUGAGGCCCUUAUUGCCAUAGGUCAAGGUUGCUCCUUGCAACAUCUGAAUGUUAGUGGUUGCCACCUAAUUGGUGAUGCUGGAAUAAUAGCUAUUGCAAGAGGGUGCCCUGAACUCAGUUACAUAGAUGUGAGCGUACUUCAGAAUUUGGGGGAUAUGGCAAUGGCCGAAUUAGGAGAAGGAUGCCCAUUACUGAAGGAGAUAGUGCUGUCACACUGCCGGCAAAUAACUGAUGUGGGGCUAACACACCUGGUUAAAAAUUGCAGAAUGCUGGAGUCCUGCCAUGUGGUAUAUUGUCCAGGUAUAACGGCAGCUGGAGUUGCCACUGUGGUAUCUAGUUGUCCAAACAUAAAGAAGGUCCUGGUUGAGAAGUGGAAGGUCAGUGAGAGGACCAAAAGAAGAGCAGGCACUGUUAUUUCCUACCUAUGCGUGGAUCUUUAGAUUCCACAUCUUUGUACCCGUAUGUCCUGUCUGCUCUCGGUUGGGUUUCAGUAAAGUUUUGGUUCAACUGUUCAGGCCUUGGAAUUUGAGACGUUUAAAAGUCAGUUGUUCAUCAGCUUCGCUUAUGAUUUUCUCUUUGGGCUUAUAUUUAACUUUUUUUGAUGUAUAAUGUCUUUCUUCUUCGAAGAAGAGCUAAAAAGGUUGUAAUAAAGCACCAUUUAAGAGCUUUUUUUACAAGAGGAGUAUAUAUAUUAGAGAAACGUUUCUUAAAUUUGUAAACUGUUAGAAUCACCAAAAUGUCAAGCGAAAAAUAGAGGAUUCAAGGUUGUUUGUUUAAUAAAAAAUAUUUUUCAUAUUUGCCAAUUAAAAAA
Molecule: messenger RNA, 2448 nt
Organism: Manihot esculenta (cassava)
Lineage: Eukaryota; Viridiplantae; Streptophyta; Magnoliopsida; Malpighiales; Euphorbiaceae
Product: F-box/LRR-repeat protein 4
Exons: 8
Coding region: 263-2077 (604 amino acids)
Biological process (GO): SCF-dependent proteasomal ubiquitin-dependent protein catabolic process
Cellular component (GO): SCF ubiquitin ligase complex
Molecular function (GO): protein binding
Source: RefSeq, a predicted model, not a curated record